Messenger RNA from Coccinella septempunctata (seven-spotted ladybird), 6923 nucleotides. RefSeq names its product ephrin type-A receptor 7 (gene Eph). The coding region runs from base 462 to 4658 and encodes 1398 amino acids. Lineage: Eukaryota; Metazoa; Arthropoda; Insecta; Coleoptera; Coccinellidae. Gene Ontology annotation, molecular function: protein binding; ATP binding; transmembrane-ephrin receptor activity. Gene Ontology annotation, biological process: cell surface receptor protein tyrosine kinase signaling pathway; protein phosphorylation; axon guidance. The record is from RefSeq and is a predicted model, not a curated record. Gene Ontology annotation, cellular component: neuron projection; plasma membrane. The transcript is spliced from 20 exons.
CGUAUUCUUGUUUGCCCGUAGACGACGGACUCCUUCAAUGAAAGUGUAUCUACCCGAGCGCUGCCGUUCCUCGCUCCCAGUAGCUUCAUACGUUCGGUGUUUUCAGUUCUGUUCCGACGGCCGCGCGUACAAGAGGAACGUCUGCGUCGUUUGUGCGUCCGUUUCUGAACGUUUUCUGGCCGGAAUCGACGGUUGCAGGUGUCGUACGCGCGAAUCUCUGUGAAAACCGCCGGUGUGCCCCAGGGAUCUGUUCUGGUGCCGUCCCGUUUGUGUAUAAUACCGAAGACGGUGGUGUGUUGUGUUAAGGUUCGGUUUUUCACGUUCCCCGAGCAGGAAUCUCGUGUGCCAAAGUGGAUAGCGUCUUCGCGUGGAUACUUUUAACAUCGGGAGUCAAGAAUGAAGUAGCCCACUGCGUUUGGGCGGGCCGCAUACAGGGUGGCCAAUAACCUCAGAGAGGCGCAAUGGCCCUGGACUGGAGGGUCUUGAACCUGCUGGCGCUGCUCUUUGCCUACGCUACAUCAGAACAAGUGGUUUUAUUGGACACGACGUCAGAAGAAAGUUUGGAUUGGACUAAAUUUCCUUUUGGACCCAGUGCACCGACGCCAGGGUGGGUCGAGGAGUCGUUCACCAACUUCCAGAAAGCAAUCAACUGGCGAUCUUACGUGGUCUGCGAUGUCGCCUACAACAACGUCAACAAUUGGCUGUGGACGCCCUUCAUCGACAGAGGCGUCGCGAACAGGAUCUACAUCGAGAUCAAGUUCACCAUCAGGGAUUGCAGCCUUUUUCCAGGCAACGCGCUGUCCUGCAAGGAAACUUUCAGCCUGCAUUACUACGAGUUCGACGCCGCCACCAGGGAACCGCCUCCGUGGGACGCGGAGCGCUACAAACUAAUUGGUCGCAUAGCCGCAGGGGAAGGUCGGUUCAACUCCAACAGCGAGGUCAACAUCAACACCGAAGUUAAGAGCAUUCCUGUGACGAAAAGGGGUGUAUAUUUCGCAUUCAGGGACCAAGGAGCGUGUAUUUCAUUAUUAGCUAUUAAGGUUUAUUAUAUAACUUGCCCGGAGGUGACCAUCAAUUUUGCCAAAUUUCCCGCCACGCCUACGGGCAAAGAAGUGACUGUGAUAGAACAGGCGGUGGGCACUUGCGUGGACAACGCCGAAGUUGUGGACGCCAAGCCCGUCUACCUUUGCAAGGGGGACGGAAAAUGGACACUGCCAUCUGGCGGAUGCAAGUGCAAGGCCGGCUUCCAGCCGGACAUCGAGAAACAAACGUGCGACGUUUGCACGCCUGGUACGUACAAGGCCGAGGUGGGCGACGGACUGUGCCUAAAAUGUCCGAAACACUCGCAGGGUCCUGAUUUCGGCCUGACGGAAUGCAGAUGCGACAACGGCUACUACAGGGCGCCCUCAGAUCCCAAGAACAUGUCGUGCACACAACCACCCUCGGCACCCCAGAACCUAUCGGUGAGCUUCGUGGACCAGUCCACGGUGAUCCUAACGUGGUCGGCGCCGGAAAAUCAAGGCGGCAGACACGACAUCAGGUACAGGGUGAAGUGUGACGCCUGCAGCCUGGGCCUCGUCCAGUACAGCCCCAGCCAGCCCUCUUUCAACGAGACCAGGAUCACCAUAACUGGUCUGAACGCCGUAACCACCUACCGCUUCGAGGUCUUCGCCGAGAACGGAGUCUCUUACCUCAGCACCAAGGCGCCUGAGUUCGCGGACAUAGUCAUCACCACGGAGGCGUCUAUAGGCAGCAGCAUCACCAACAUACAGGUGGUCGCGGAGAAGGGUACCGAGAUUAGUCUCUCCUGGGAUUCCCCGAACGUGGGAGACGGUUCUGACAUCGAGGGCGACAUGAUAGAGACGUUCGAGGUGCGGUGGUUCCCUAAGGGUGACGGGGACUACACCAACUCCACCAGUCUGUUGACCAACGAGCUGUCGGCCACCAUCACCGGUCUCAAGCCGAAGACGGAGUACGGGAUACAGAUCAGGGCCAAGACUCAGAGGGGAUGGGGGGCCUACUCCCCCGUGAUCUACAAGAUGACCGGGGAGGUCCUGAACACCGCCUACGUGGGCGAUCAGGAGGGACUGAGGUUGCAGCUGGUGGCCGGUGGUAUUGUGGCGGUGGUGGUGAUACUGGUGGCGGUCAUAGUGUUGACCGUGGUGUUUCUAAAGUCGAGGUCUAACGACGAGUGCAACAAGAAGCAGCCGAGCGACUGCGACACCUUGGAGUAUAGGAACGGAGAAGUGCUUAAUCUGGACAACACACCAAUCAAAAGAACCCAUGCCAACGUGACUACACCUUUGUUCACUGGUCUCGGAAGUUCAUCGAGGACUUACAUUGAUCCCCACACCUACGAGGAUCCCAAUCAAGCUGUCAGGGAAUUCGCGAGAGAGAUAGACGCCAGUUUCAUCACCAUCGAAGCGAUCAUUGGUGGCGGAGAGUUCGGGGACGUCUGCAAGGGUAAACUGAAGAUGAACAGCCUGGAGAUAGACGUGGCCAUCAAGACCCUGAAAGCCGGAUCUUUGGACAAGGCCAGGAACGAUUUCUUGACCGAAGCCUCCAUCAUGGGACAGUUUGAACACCCGAACGUCAUAUUCUUACAGGGCGUUGUCACAAAAUCGAAUCCGGUCAUGAUUAUAACCGAAUAUAUGGAAAAUGGAUCACUCGACACGUUUUUGAGGGCAAACGACGGCAAAUUCCAAGUGAUCCAGCUGGUCGGUAUGUUGCGGGGCAUAGCCUCCGGUAUGCAGUAUCUCGCUGAGAUGAACUACGUGCACAGGGAUCUCGCAGCUAGGAACGUUCUUGUGAACUCGCAGUUGGUCUGCAAAAUCGCGGAUUUCGGUCUUAGCAGGGAGAUAGAGUGCGCCACCGAAGGCGCUUACACGACCAGGACUGGGGAUCUAUGGCAUCUCUUCAAGAUGAAUUCAAUAGGUGGUAAAAUACCGGUACGAUGGACCGCACCAGAAGCCAUCGCUUUUAGGAAAUUCACGUCUGCCAGUGACGUCUGGUCGAUGGGUAUCGUGUGUUGGGAGGUUAUGUCUUACGGGGAACGUCCGUAUUGGAACUGGUCCAAUCAGGACGUCAUCAAGAGUAUAGAAAAGGGGUACAGGUUACCCGCCCCCAUGGACUGUCCGGAGGCCAUCUACCAGCUAAUGUUGGACUGCUGGCAGAAGGAGAGGACGCACAGGCCGUCCUUCCAGGCCAUCGUCAACAAUUUAGAUAAAUUAAUAAGGAUGCCGGACACGCUGAGGAAGAUGGCUCAGAAUCGCUCUCAUCCAUAUAACCCUUUCGAUUGGCACGUUAGAAUACCGCAACAAGAAGUCCACUCUGUCGAACUGUCUAACGCGCAGGAGCAAAACUGCUUCGGCACGUUGAGCCGCUGUCAAAAUUAUUCGAGACCCGCGCAGUCCGCCGCCGAACCGGUCGAUCCCCAAUUGUACCCCAACUACCACCUGCCCGACGUCAUACUGUUCCAGAACUACGGCACGCUGCCGGGCGCGCACAGCUCCUCCAACCUCCUCCAGCACUACUCGAACUUCGACCCCUACAACCUCAGGAGGUCGCUGCUCAAUUUCGAGAUGAACAAGCACUUCCGCAGCCUGCUGGAUCUGAGUGGGGACGACAAUCCGCAGGAGCAGGGUACCUCCGAGACCUGGGGCUACGAGAAGGAACGCCCCAACAGGUACCCUAAAAAGAUGACCUCAACCGAGAACAUAGAUUUGGACGGGGAGGUUUACGACGGUAGAGGGCACUACGGUACCAAUUACGACAGGAGGCACAACUCGAGGUACCACCACCCCAGGCAUCCCAGAGACGACGCGCACUUUAAGAGGAAAAAGAACCUAUCCCAGUUCUUCCCGAAGAAGCUCCAGAAGCACCUGGUUCAGAAGAUGAACAUAAACGAUCAGCACGAGGAAACAGAGAAAACCAACGAUCUUGGUUUCGCUACCCUGAGGAGGUUGGAACAGAUCAACGAGAGUAAUAGUAGGGGUGAACCCAGGCUGUAUUUCGACCUUGAAAAGCAGCGUGAGGACGGUUCUGGGUCUCCCUGCAAGACGUGGGACCAAGGCGCAGGCCUCCAGGUCAAGUUCAACGACCUGAACAAGAGGCACCAGGCGACCUUUGACGGCGGUACGAAGGUCAACGUCCAGGACAACAUGAUAGAGCUGAGGGAGCGUUUCAGCGAUCCGAAACCGGGCAACCAGGAAGACCUGGAGGAGAGCAAGGAGUUGAACGGUAGCGACGGACAGUUCUCGAAUAAUUUUGACGAGGCGAUGUUAGAGGGUUUGGACAAGGGUGGGGGCUUGGAUAGUGGCAGAGAAGAUGGUACGGCACCUAAGUACUCUUUGCAUCUGCAAGAUGGAGCUUGGGUUACCUUUAAUCACCUCAACGCGAAUGCGAUCGCGGAGGACACACAAGACUUAACCAGCUUCUGCUCGGUGGAGGAGUGGCUGAACACGAUCAAGAUGAGCAGAUACCUCGACAACUUCUUGAACGGCGGCAUCAGCACGAUGGACGACGUGCUCAGCCUGUCAGUCAAGGAGCUGAACGAGGUGGGCGUGACGAUGGUAAGCCACCAAAAAAAGAUCAUGACGAGCGUGCAAAACAUCAGGGCGCAACUGCGCAUGAGCGGCAGCGAGGGUUUCCUGGUCUAAACUCGUAUUGUGAUAGUGAAAAAAAAAAUUGGGACUUAAAGUGACAGAUCUGAAGCAGUAUUAUAAGCACUGAGACUCGUCGUCCCUGGGAAAAAAAAAGUGUAUAGUUAUUGACGUGAUACCGAGGGUUUACUGCUUGAUCUUCAUCGAGAAUUCUUCAUCGGUUCGAGACAAUAAGUUUUAUAUGUUAUCUUCGUUUCAAACUUAGUUUUCUAUCUCUAGAGUAUUCACCGCAACUAUAGCCGACUUCUCAGAAAACUACGUGCAAAUACGAUUAACGAUAUGCUUUAGUGUUUGAACAGUAUGCUCAUUUUAUCAUGUUUAUUUUUAAUUCUUCCUUUUAUUUUCGUUGUUAUGAAGGUGAGAGGCCUAAAUAUCAGAAAUCGUUGAAAUGAACAAUGAAAGCUCAAUGAUGUGUAGGCGUAAUUUUUUUUACACAGUAAUUUCUCCGGCUGCCAAACUUCAACACAAUGAUUACCACUUAAGUACGAUUUUUCGAACCUACUGUGAAUAUACGAGCAGCUAUAUAUAAUUAUUUAUUUUAUUAUAUCGGUUUUUUCUUAACAAUAUCGAUGAAUGGAAUUUGUGAUUUUGUACAUGUGUUUAGACGCUUCCUUUUAGAUUUUAUUCAUUGUUGUUUAUUUUUCGACGUUUAAAAGAUGAGGUAGAACAUAUCCGACUUACGUAAAGUAAUAAAAAAACAAUAAUUGACCUGUUAGCUCUGUAUAACGACAAAUCAUCCAGAUUUUUCAACAUCGUUUUGAUACAUGUAUACUUGUAGUAUUUUUAAACAUUAUUAUUGAUUAGUACUUGACGAAAUCAAAAUGGAUGUCCGUGGAGUUCAUUUGACCAAAAUCCCCUUUCGUUUUGACAACAACAACAAAAAUUUGAAAACGAAGAAAGGACGAAACACCAAAUAAAAAAGUUUAAGCGAGAAUCAAAUGUCCAGUUUUGUUCGAUAGUAGUGUAUCACUGUACGUAUUUUCAAGUUUUUAUAGCUACUUACUAUAUGUGGAGAUGUCCAUAGUUACGAUAAGGUAAAAGAAUUAAGACUGUUCGUCAAAAUGAAAUAAUUUAAGAGAAGAAGUAAUAUUAUUCCAAAAUAUAGCAAUAAUUGAAUGUCUUGAUGUUCAGGGGCAAAUAAUAAGACAAAAAGUGCGAGUUUGAAUGAAUGAUGAGCGGUGGGGAAAAUUUCAUUUUUUUUUGUUACCAUCUCUUCAUCUAAAGUACAAUUAUCUCACCAUCGAUUUUUUUGGCAGUUUCCCCCCCACGUCUUGUAUACAUGCGCCUAAUCUAUCUUAAGAAUCUCGAUUUAUUCUAAAGCCUGCCUGCCCUUAUCUCCUUGCACUGUAAAAGAGCUUUUCAUAUCUUCGGUGGUAUCUAACAUGAAACUGAUAUUUUUUUAAUCGAAAACUUUUAUAUUGGGAAGUUUGUUUAUUAUUUGGCCUCCACAUAAUGUACAAUCCAAAUGUAUUUAUAAAAGUGUAAAUGUACUUAAUUUUCUAUAAUGCUCAAAAUAUAUCGCCUAUUUAUGAGAAUCAAUUUUUUGGAGACCAUCCUGGGAAUCCUCAGGUACCGUAAGGUUUUCCUUCAUGCGGCCAAAAGCGAGCAUGAGAGAAAAACUGACGGUAUAAAUUCCCCUCCCCCACAUAUUUACAAGAUGCCUUUUGUACAGACGUUUAUACAUAAAAAAUUUACAGUCAACAUAUUUUUCCCAGGAUGGGGUCCUUCUUGUUGAAAUUGUUAAGUGAAAUAUUUGACUGAAAAUGUAGGUAUCUCUCUUUUUAAUAUUUAUUAUUAUUUUUACUUUCUAACAUUCCACAAUCUUCGUUUUUCUUUUUAUAUUUCACUGACUGCCUCAACGAUGGGACUGUUUUUGCUCCUAUAAGUUCAAAACUAGAGAAAAUAUCAACCGAUGAAUAUAUUUAAAACAAUUUUAAAGAUGUCGAAACAACGAAAUGAAAUAUUGAAUGUCAGUGAAAUAUAUUACGCAUAUAUUAUAUCAAAUUAAGUUUACUGUUCUGAGUGAUGUGAUAAAAAUGUUAUAAGUGAAAACAGACAAGUUUUAUUUGAGUUACACCGAUACGACAGGGAUUCCGUUUGGCAAUUUUUCUUCGGGGAAAGGUGAAACAUGGAUGGUUUCAUUUAUAACGUUUGGUUGUAACUUGAACUUUUGUAUUUCCAUAUUCUCUCAAGAAAUUUAAUGUAAAAUUGUAAAAUAUUUGUAAUAUAUCAUUAUUCAUUAUAAAAUAGCUUGAAUAUUAA